Molecule: messenger RNA, 675 nt
Organism: Suillus paluster
Lineage: Eukaryota; Fungi; Basidiomycota; Agaricomycetes; Boletales; Suillaceae
Exons: 1
Coding region: 1-675 (224 amino acids)
Biological process (GO): transcription by RNA polymerase II
Cellular component (GO): RNA polymerase II, core complex
Molecular function (GO): DNA binding
Source: RefSeq, a predicted model, not a curated record
AUGCUGGGCAUUGAAGCAGCCCGUGCUGCUAUCAUGAGGGAGUUGCAUGGGGUCGUCGAAUUUGACGGUUCCUACGUCAACUAUCGCCAUCUUGCUCUCCUUUGUGAUCUCAUGAUUCAGACACACCGAGGCUCUUUGAUGGCAAUUACCCGCCACGGCAUCAAUUGUGCUGACACUGGGGCACUCAUGCGCUGUUCAUUCGAGGAGACGGUGGAUAUCCUGAAGGAUGAUUGUCAUGGCGGCAUCGCCAAGAACAUCAUGUUCGGCCAGCUAGGGCCAAUGGGCACUGGUGCCUUUGAUGUAGCUCUCGACAUGCUGAAGGACACUAUCGUCAAUCAUCGCCUGCCAGUUCAAAACAUGCUAGCAGUACAGGCAGAUGGUGGCAUGACACCAUACGGCACCAAUCCUCCUCCGUGGUCAGAAGGAAAUUUCAAGGGAGAAUCAGCCACCUUUUCUCCUCUUGCUGUCAACAGCGGUGAGGAUCCCACAAACUUCUCCUUCCUUGGGUAUGGGCAGAGUCCUCUUGGUGCCGGAGGCAUGUCGCCUGCAGGACCUGGGUACAGCCCCAGUUCUCCCAAUACAUACUCUCCGACAUCGCCAUAUGUUCCACAAUCACUGUUUGGUGGCGCUACAUCACCUUUUGGCACAUCCCCAAGGAUUCGUUACAGCCAGUAG